GCAUUUUCUCGUAUGAGAAGUAUCAUGGACCUCAACUACACACAUUCGCGGCUUGCUUCAUGAAUAACAAUUAUCUCAGCAUGAUUUGAUGAAGUGAUCACGAUAGACUGGUUUGUAGAUCUCCAAGAUAUGACAAUACCCCGUAUAUGAACUCAUAGCCUGCUUGAGACCAAGCUUUGUAUGGGUCAGAUAGGCCUACAUCAGCAUAACCAACAAAAUUGGGACUGCAACUGCUAGAAUAAAAUAAGGCCAUAUAGAUAGUCCCUUUUAGAAAUCGCAAUAUGUGUUUGAUCUGAUUCCAAUGUCUCCUAGUAGGAGCAAAACUAUACCUAGCUAACAAAUUAAUUGAAAAGGCUAUAUCCGGCCUUGUAGUGUUAGCAAAAUACAUCAAUGCACCAAUUGAACUAAGAUGUGGUACUUCAGGACCAAGAAUUUCCUCAUCCUUUUCUUGAGGUCGGAAUGGAUUCUUAUUCAUAUCAAGUGAUCGAUCAACCAUUACUUAAUGGAUGUGAUCUAUCCUUAUAAAAUCUUUAUAACACCUUUUCUGUAUAGGCAUUUUGAUAAACAAAUAUAUCAUUUGUCAAAUGUUCAAUUUGCAAACCAAGACAUAAUUUUGUCCUUUCAAGAUCUUUCAUCUUAAAUUCCUUCUUUAAACAAUUAAAUGCCUUCUGAAGCUCUAUUGGAGUUUUAAUCAGGUUCAUGUCUUUAACGUACACGGCAAGUACAACAAUCUUUGAUGUUGUUUUCUUUAUAAAAGCAAAUUGCAGUAUUUAUAUAACCUUCUUUAGAUAAAUACUCACUAAGACUAUUAUAUCACUUGCGCGUUCAGAUUGCUUCGAACCAUAUAAUAAUCUUUGCAAUCUAAUUGAAUACAAUUCCCGAGACUUUGAACUAUAUGCUUCAGGCAUUUUAUAUCAUUCGACAAUUUUCAUGUAUAUCUCAUGAGCAAGUGAUCCAUAAAGAUAGGAUGUAACCACAUCCAUAAAAUGCAUUUUAAGUUUCACAUGGAUAGUGAAACUAAUGCGAUAACGUAAUGUUAUUCCAUCCAUAUCUGGUAAGUGUGUCUCUUCAUAAUCGGCACCAGGCCUUUGUGAAAAUUCUUGUGCAACAAGACAUGUCUUAUACCUUUGUAUUUCAUUUUUCUCAUUUCUUUUUUGCAGAAUGACUCAUUUAGCCAAUGAGUUUAAUACCAUUUGGUGUUUGAACUAUAGGUCCGAAAACCUCACGCUUGACAAGUGAAUUCAACUCCGAUUGAAUUGCUUCUUGCCAUUUUAGCCAAUCAUUUCUUUGUCAACAUUCCGUGACAUAUUGAGGUUCACCUCACUAUCUUGCGUAAUGUUUGUUCCAAUAUUAUAUGCAAAGACAUAAUCCACCACUAUUUUCGAUUGAUUUAAAUUAGUUCUAACAUUAUUUGAAUUUAUGGAUUGUUCCUCAUUUUCUUGAGUCUCAGGCUCAUUGAUUCCUUCAGAAUAUCAAAGUUGCUCAAAUCUUGAACUUCCGUGUAAGAUUCUUUCACAGUGUCAUCUUGAACAUUUUUUUUUUUUUUUAGGAUUUGAUCCUUAGAACCCAAUGGUCUACCACACUUUAGGCGUGCUUGGACUCAUUUGCCAUGACACUAGUAGAUGGUCCUGCAUGGACCUCAAUCCGAAUUGGGACAUUCUCUGCAGGCCCUUGAUACCUUCAAUACUGCUGUUGUCUCUCCCAUAUACUAUGUUAUGUUCACAACACUAACAAUCGUUGCCAGUGUCAUCAUGUUUAAGGACUGGGAUGGCCAGAACGUUGGGAGCAUUAUAUCAGAAAUAUGUGGUUUCAUCGUUGUGCUCUCUGGAACCAUCUUGUUGCACGUUACCAAAGACAUGGAAAGAAGUUCAUCUUUCAGAGGUAAUUACACGCCUUCAUCCCCUACGUUAUCAACACGACUAUUUAAUUCAAACGGGGAAUCACAUAAGCAUGAACAAGAAGAUGAAUUGUGUUCUGAGGAAGCUGAUUCUAGAAGACAGGAUCUCCAGGUAUAAUAUGACAGCUUUAGAGAAGUCCAGGACUCUUUCUUAUUAUGGGCCACCAGAAACCAUGAUUCGCGGUUAGAAAGUUGAAGCGUGCAAUCGAUAAUCCUUUGGAAAACCUCCGAAGCUGCAACAUGUCAAUUUCGCUGUCUAUUGAUCUGAUUUUUAGCAUCAAGGUAAGGAUUCCACAGGAUGUUGGUGGAAAAUCAUCAAAAGUUGUCGCUGCUGAAACUGCACUGUUUGUCUAUAGUUAUAGGAGUUCCAAAUAUUGGUUUGUUGUACAUCAUUAAGCAUCAGAAUGUUGAGUUAGGGGCUUGAAAAAUAUCUAUAGUAGCAGAGCUGAGUGAUGAGGGUUUGAAUAGGAGUUCUCUGUUCAAAACAAGUGAUUUAUGGUAGUAGUUUUGCAGUGAUUAGGAGUGAUAUAGUAAUUCUUUUUAGUUUUCUUCUUUUCUCUGGAAAUGUUUUGUUUGUAUAGCAGUUUUUGAAGUAUUGGGUAAAGUCUUCUGUUUAUGUUUCAUUCUUUUAGUGAAUUUGAGAUCAGAGGAUGUUUGAUCGACUCCCAAUAACACUAUAAUUAUUUUUUUUGGGUGGUUUAUUUCAAGUGAUUUUUCAGUUA
This is a messenger RNA of Capsicum annuum, 2619 nucleotides long. RefSeq names its product probable magnesium transporter NIPA1. Gene Ontology annotation, cellular component: membrane. The transcript is spliced from 4 exons. Bases 1623 to 2015 code for a protein of 130 amino acids. Gene Ontology annotation, biological process: magnesium ion transport. Gene Ontology annotation, molecular function: magnesium ion transmembrane transporter activity. NCBI's taxonomy places the organism in Eukaryota, Viridiplantae, Streptophyta, Magnoliopsida, Solanales, Solanaceae. The record is from RefSeq and is a predicted model, not a curated record.